AUGGUCAGGCCAGGCAAUCCAGUCAUUCUGCUCCACCUCCUCAGCAUCUUUGCACAGACAGGAGCUAGCACUCAGGAUAUCCUGUACCCCUUCGGACCCGGCCAUAGGGAUCAAGAGACCCCCAAGAUGGAUGAUGGGAGUUCUCCAGAAAUUAAUCUGCUCUUGCCAUUUAUCUUCUUCAACAUCCCUUACCGCUCUAUCUAUGUCAACAACAACGGUGUGAUCUCCUUCAACGUGCAGGUCAGCCAGUUCACGCCAGAGGCCUUCCCCCUGAGUGACAGCAGGUCUUUCAUUGCCCCGCUGUGGGCGGAUGUGCACAACGGCAUCCGGGGAGACGUGUACUACCGAGAGUCCACAGAACCGGCAAUGCUGGAGCGAGCAACACAAGAUGUCCGGAAAUACUUCAGAAACAUGCCCACGUUCACAGCCACCUGGGUUUUUAUUGCAACGUGGCACCAGGUCACCUUCUACGGAGGGAGCCAGACGACCCCGGUGAACACGUUCCAGACUGUGCUCAUCUCAGAUGGAGUGAAAUUCUUCUCUAUGUUCAACUAUGGAGAUAUCACAUGGAGCACAGGGACAGCGAGCGGUGGAGAUCCUUUAACAGGACUGGGAGGGACAACAGCUCAGUCAGGCUUCAAUGGUGGAGACAUUGGUCACUUCUUCAACCUGCCGGGGUCCCGGUCAAACGAUGUAGUGAACAUCGAGCAGACGACCAAUGUGAAUCUUCCCGGGCGCUGGUUCUUCCGCGUAGACACUGAACUGAUAGAUCCAGCCAAUGGCUGCAGCCACAAUGGGCGUUAUUACAGACGUGGGGAAAUCUUUUGGCUGUCUGACCGGUGUUCACAGCGAUGCCGGUGUCUAGAUUUGGACAACGAGGUGCACUGCCAACAGGCUCCAUGUGGGCAGCUGGAGACCUGUGAACAGCAGGAUGGGGCCUUCUACUGCCAGCCAACCCGCACCAGUACCUGCGUGGUGUUUGGUGACCCUCAUUAUCACACCUUCGAUGGCUUCCUCUACCACUUCCAGGGAACCUGCUCUUACCUGCUGGCGCGGCCUUGCUGGGAGGUAACAGGGCUGCCCUUCUUCAGCGUAGAAGCCAAAAAUGAGAACCGCGGGGUUACUGCUGUUUCCUGGCUUCGAGACGUCACGGUGGAAGUGUACGGUCACAGAGUUAUGCUGCCCAAGGGCAAUUCUGGAACAGCUCAGGUGGAUGGGCUGAUGAAGACUUUGCCAGUCCAGCUCCAGCUUGGUGCCAUCAAGGUGUACCAGUCUGGAGUUGCCGUUGCCCUAGAAACAGACUUUGGACUCUUGGUAACCUACGAUGGCCAGCAUUAUGCCUCCAUCUCCCUACCCAGCUCCUACUUCAACAACACUUGCGGUCUUUGCGGCAACUAUAAUGACGACCCCGCUGAUGACCCGGUGCUGCCUGACGGGUCACUCGCAGAGAGCGUGGUGGAGUUAGGUGGCAGCUGGCGGGCAGAGGAUGCAGAUUGGAGAUGCACAGAUGGCUGCGCCCAGAACUGUAGCGUAUGUGACCCACUCACCGAAGCUUUUUAUUUUCGUCCCGACUACUGCGGCCUCAUCAAUAAAACCGAUGGACCUUUCAGGGACUGCAGAACUGUCGUGGACCCUACAGCUUUUGUCUACAGCUGUGUAUAUGACAUGUGCAGCAACCGGGAUAACAUCACCACACUCUGCCAGGCCAUCCAGGCCUACGCUCUGGCUUGCCAGGCCCUGGGCGUCACUAUACGAUCCUGGAGAUCUCGCACCUUCUGUGCCAUGUCAUGUCCAGAGUUUAGCCGCUACCAGGUGUGCACGAGCGCCUGCCCCGCUUCCUGCUCGGACCUCACCGCUCCUCUGUAUUGUGUCCACCCAUGCAAAGAGGGCUGCCAGUGUGACGCAGGCUACGUUCUCAGUGGAAACCGCUGUGUACAUCGCCAAGAAUGUGGCUGUGAGCACAAUGGCCUCUACUACCCACUAAAUGACACUUUUUGGGCAAGCCCUGGCGGUGAAGGAGGUGAAUGUACCCGCCGUUGCAUCUGCAGCUCUGAUGGGGAAAUCUCCUGCUUCAAUGACUCCUGUAAGGAGGGUGAGGUAUGUGUGGCAGAGGUGGGCCUGCUGGGUUGCUACCCUCGGAGGGAGGGAGUGUGUUCACUCUCCCAGACCACUGUGAUGCCCACCUUUGAUGGUACCUAUCUGCCCAUCCCAGAUGACAGCUCCUACUAUCUGCUAAAGUUGUGUGCUGCAGUACCAACUAAUGUGUCAAAUGUGGAAGUGAAGAUGGGCAGGCGCCUCAUGAACAAAGGCCCUGCUUGGAAGAGACCUGUGAUAGUUAGGGUGGCUAACCUGGAGGCUCAGAUGGGAGGCAUGGAUUUCGAUAUAGUGAAGCUGAACGGUGAACCGGUGACACUCCCGUAUGUCCACCCAAUGGAGACGAUCAUGAUCUACAGAGCACCAGGCAAUGCCACGGUGGUGGAGUCCAGUGGUGUGAUCCGUGUCCACUAUACACGCCAGGGCUCCCUCAACAUCUCACUCUCCACUGUCUUCUACAAUAUGACUUGCGGUCUGUGCGGUGUCUUCAAUAACAAUGCCACUGAUGACCUCCGCCUCCCUAAUGGACGUCAGGCAGAGUCCACUGAACAGUUUACAGAGGGCUGGCGGGCCAUUGCCGAUGACAUGACCUGUAAUGGUGACUGCGACGACCUUUAUCAAAUGUGCACAGACCUGCGUCUCUAUCAGAGCCCCUGGAUGUGUGGCAACAUCAAUGACCCAGGGAAUAGUUCCUUCCUGGCGUGUCAUUCAGCAGUCAGCCCCUCACCUUUCUUUAGGAACUGCCUGUAUAACAUGUGUGUGAAGGAGGGGAACCGUUCCGCUCUGUGUUCCUCGCUGCAGGCUUACGCCUCCGCCUGUCAGGACGCUCAAGUUAGCCUGGCUUCUUGGCGCAGUGCCACUAACUGUCCCUUGCCAUGUCCAGAGAACAGUCAUUUUGAUGAGUGCACUAGUGCCUGCCCUGUGACCUGCAACAACCUGGAUGAACCUGAAGAGCCAUGUCCUCUGCCGUGCCAGGAGGGGUGCCAGUGUGAGGAAGGCUUUGCACUUCGGGAUGGUCUGUGUGUGCCACGCAGUGACUGUGGCUGUAUGAGCCAGGGGCGCCAGCUGGCCACCAAUCAAACUUUCUGGAGUGACUGGGAGUGCCAAGAACGCUGCUACUGCAAUGGCUCCGACAACAGCGUAUACUGUCAGCUUGCACCUUGCCACUCUGAGGAGUACUGCCAGGAGAGCGAUGGCCUGUAUUUCUGUCAGCCACGAACUGAGGCGCUAUGUGUGGUGGCUGGUUAUGGACACUUUCUGCCCUUUGGUGGUGUACCUUUUGAGCUGCAGAGCUCUUGUACUCUGAGGAUGGCCACCACCACCUGUGGAGGAGAGUACAUUAGGGACCAUGCAACAAUCACGGGAACGUCCUUUCCUCAGUUUAAGUUGGCAGCUCGUAAUGAGGAAAGAGACACAGCCCAGGCAAUAUGGGUGAGGGGCUUUGUUCUGGAAGUCUACGAUUAUGAAAUUGAAGUGUCUCGGACCUACAAAAACACAGUCACGGUGAAUAAGGAGCGCCUGUACCUUCCGCUGAAGCUGGGCCCCGGGAAGGUCAACAUCUUCACCUUUGGCAUGCAGCUAAUACUGGAGACAGACUUUGGCCUGAAAGUGGCUUUUGAUUGGAACACUCUCCUCCUUCUGACUUUACCCCGCAACCUCUACAACACCUCCUGUGGCCUCUGCCAGGGCAUGCCCUUAUACCCACCCACCCUCACCACCACUGACUGGGGUAUGGCGUGGGCAGAAAGGGACACCUUCUGUCAGGUUGGCUGUGGAGACUCGUGCCCACGCUGUGGCCUGGGAGAGAGAAGCCUGCCAAAUGAUGCCCCCCUCAUGGUGGCAGAUGCCAACAUGAACAUCAGAACGGAGGACGGGGUCAACACGGGCAACACGGGCAUACGUUUCCAUGUCGGGGAUGGGCUGUAUGUGUUUGUUGAGCCUGAGGCGGUGAGGCUGUGUGGGCUAAUAGUGGACCGAGGAGGUGUGUUUGCACGCUGCCACAGCAAGGUGGCACCAGCAUUCUUCUAUCAGAGCUGCCUGCAGGACACUUGUUUGGACCAGGGCGCCCAGGACACAAUCUGUAACUGGCUGCAGAUCUAUGCCAGCACCUGUCUGACCCAAGGAGUGCCUGUUGUUGGCUGGAGGAGUGACACACCCUGUGUCCAGAGCUGUCCACCUAACAGCCAUUACUCCAGUUGCAUGUCGGUGUGCCCGCCACAGUGCGCCCCCGCCCGCGGCCAGAGGGACUGCACCCAGGAGUGUGUCGAGGGAUGCCAGUGUGACCAGGGCUACGUCCUCAAUGGCAAGAGCUGCAUCCUGCCUCAAAACUGUGGCUGCUACACUGAUGGCAAGUACUACGAGCCCAAGCAAUUGUUUUGGAACAACGACUGCACUAAGCGCUGCCAGUGCAUCGGGCGAAACCUGAUCCAGUGCGACCCACGACGCUGCAAGACCGAGGAGGAGUGCGCCCUGCGCCACGGCGUGAAAGGCUGCUUCGCCCGGCGCUCCCAGCACUGCGUGGCGUCCGGCGGCGGGGUGUUCAAGACCUUCGAUGGGGCGUCUCUGCGCCUCCCGGCCUCCUGUUCCUUCGUCCUGUCCACAAACUGCCACAAGCUGCCGGACCUCUCCUUCCAGCUCAUUGCCAACUUUGAUAAGUGGAGCACGCCGAACCUCACCACCAUCUCCCAUGUCUACCUCUACAUCAAUGAGGAGAACAUACUCAUCUCUGGCAGCACUGUCAAGGUCAACGGCACACCAGUGUCAGUACCUUUUGUAACAGGACUGAUGACGCGUCUGUCUACCUCUGAAGGUUUCCUGGUCAUUGACACGCCCUUGGACAUACAGGUCCGAUACAACCGAUUCAACACCCUCAGCAUCACCAUGGGCCAGAGGCUUCAGAACAAGGUAUGCGGCCUGUGUGGCAAUUUCAACGGAGACCCCGGUGACGACUACACCACGUCCAGGGGCAAGCCGGCGGUCAGCGCCCUCGAGCUGGCCCAGAGCUGGAAGACCAACGGCAUGCAGAACAGCUGUGAUGAAACACAGUACGUGGCCCUGGCCCAGUCCUGUGACAACACAGCAGUGCUGGGGCUGCAAGGUGAAGAUGGCUGCCAGAAACUGACCCAGAUGAAGGGCUUCUUUCAGCCCUGCCACGGCCUGCUGGACCCCCGGCCCUUCUACCAGUCCUGCUACCUGGAUGGCUGCUACAAUCACCGCAAGGCUCAGGUCUGUGGCUCGCUGGCAGCCUAUGCCGAGGCUUGCCGCUCCAUGGGCAGCCUCACCACCAAGUGGAUCACCCAAGAGAACUGCUCAGAAUGGAUCUACGACCCCUGUGCAGGAGAGAUCUGCACAAACAACACAUGUGAGCAGGAAAAUGGAGGUGACCUGUGUGGAUGCCCGGAAUUACCCUCCAGCCCUGCAGGUGAUGAUGACAUUAUCCAGGCAGAGGUGACUUGCAAACAUGCCCAGAUGGAGGUUUCCAUCUCCAAGUGCAAGCUCUUCCAGCUGGGCUUUGAGAGAGAGGAUGUCAGGAUCAACGACCAACAGUGCCCAGGCAUCGAAGGAGAGGAUUUCAUCUCCUUCCACAUCAACAACACCAAAGGACACUGCGGCUCCAUAGUGCUGUCGAACGGCACACACAUCAUGUACAAGAAUACGGUGUGGAUCGAGAGCGUGAACAACACGGGGAACGUCAUCACCAGAGACAAGACCAUCAAUGUGGAGUUUUCCUGUGCCUAUGAACUGGACCUGAAGAUCUCGCUGGACACCGUCCUCAAACCCAUGCUCAGCGUGAUCAACCUCACCUUGCCGACCCAGGAGGGCAACUUCAUCACCAAGAUGGCUCUGUAUAAGAACUCCUCGUACAGACAGCCAUACAGGGAGGGUGAGGUGGUGCUCAGCACGCGGGACGUCCUCUUUGUGGGCGUCUUUGUAGAAGGGGCAGAUGAAAACCAGCUCAUCCUCAUAGUAAACAUGUGCUGGGCCACGCCAUCCCGCUACAGCAGUGACCGGCUACGCUACAUCAUCAUAGAGAGAGGCUGUCCAAACAUCAAGGACAACACCAUCGGCAUGGCAGAGAAUGGUGUCUCUCUCACCUGCCGCUUCCAUGUCACAGUCUUCAAGUUCAUUGGGGAUUAUGACGAGGUCCACCUGCACUGCGACGUUUCCCUGUGUGACUCGGAGACAAACGCAUGCAAAGUGAACUGUCCGCACAACAGAAGAAUUUACUCCGAGAACAGUGACCAUAAAGAGCACAUACUAACUGUGGGACCAAUCAGAAAGAGAGAAUCGGACUGGUGUGAGGAGGAAAAUGGAGGCUGUGAGCAGAUCUGCACCAGUAUGGGGACGGGGCCUGUGUGCAGCUGUGUGACUGGGACGCUGCAACGAGAUGGCAAAAACUGUCGGGCUGUGAGCUCGAGUUGCCGCCUUACCCCCCUGUUUCUCCUUCUCACCAUCAGCGGCGUGAUCUCCAUGCUUCUGGCUCAUAUUCAUACCCUUCUCCACUCCUAA
Myripristis murdjan (pinecone soldierfish) is the source of this 6603-nucleotide messenger RNA. RefSeq names its product tectorin alpha (gene tecta). Gene Ontology annotation, biological process: cell-matrix adhesion. Lineage: Eukaryota; Metazoa; Chordata; Actinopteri; Holocentriformes; Holocentridae. Bases 1 to 6603 code for a protein of 2200 amino acids. Gene Ontology annotation, molecular function: protein binding. The transcript has 23 exons. The record is from RefSeq and is a predicted model, not a curated record.